Molecule: messenger RNA, 4682 nt
Organism: Pezoporus flaviventris
Lineage: Eukaryota; Metazoa; Chordata; Aves; Psittaciformes; Psittacidae
Gene: GALNT8
Product: polypeptide N-acetylgalactosaminyltransferase 8
Exons: 11
Coding region: 600-2507 (635 amino acids)
Cellular component (GO): Golgi apparatus
Source: RefSeq, a predicted model, not a curated record
AGGUAGAGCUGGCAGGGGUAGGUGGGCUGUAGGAGUGGCCUGUGUGGGAGAGGGCCAUUGAAGUGCCCUAAGUGCCCUAUACCAGUCACAAUUACUUACAGCCAGCUCAAAAUCUGAUGGAAAAUCCAUUUUAAUGUAUUUUAAUGUUUUUGUUUGGUUAGAUUCACAAUUCCCCAGCUGCUGGUGACCAGGAAACAGAAUUGGCUUGCUUUUUAUUCGAACUGUGUUCAUGCUUACAUGUGCUUUGUUGCAUGACAGGUUUUUUGACAUCUACUCCACACUUCCUACAGCAUCACCCCAGGUUCUCACUCAGUUCACGUGACUCAUUACACAAGCCAGUGGGAGCUGCAUGUGUUCUCUGGCACCAGUGACUUGCACAGAUACAUGUAAGCAUGCAAGAGAAAUCACCUGUAGCUGUACCUUAUCAUCAUCACUACUAUGACUCAUUAGACUGUUAAUUACUUCAUCUGAGCAGUCUUAGCUCUCAACCAAGUAGAGGCUAUUUGAAGCAGUACGGUUGGAGAGAAGAUUGAGUGCAGACCCAGAACCACAGGCAAACUCCAACCAGCAGUACUACGCUGAGUUCCUUUAAAUUCACAAUGGCACCCUGGAAGAGAUCACGUAAGCUUGCACUGUUAAUCGUGAGCACAGGGUUUGUGUGUUAUCUUGUGCACUUACUGCAAGAUCAAAGAAAGAGAAGACCUGAUUCCUUGGAAGUAAAUCCUCAAUCUCUGAAGAAAGAAAACACCAUCCUUCAGAGACUGGACCAUUUGGACUGGGACAUUCAUAACCUCUCAAAAUCAAUGGAAGCAUUACAUGAGAAUGUAAAACAAAUAGAACAUGAUCUGAAGCUGCAAGAUAACUCCAAGGCUGAAAUCCACAAAGCUGAUAAUGCAAAGGAGCAAAAGAAGGUUGCACACCGUUUGCUGUACCCAGACUCAGUUUUGUUCCAACGCUGGGGUGCAGAUUUAAGUGAAGAUGAGCAAACUAUUGCACAGAAUCUCUUCUUAAAUUAUGGGUAUAAUGUUUAUCUCAGUGAUCGACUACCUCUGGAUAGACCUAUCAGAGACACCAGAUCUCCCAGCUGUAAAAUGAAAACAUACCCGAAGGACCUUCCAACACUUAGCGUUGUACUUAUAUUUAUGAAUGAAGGACUGUCAAUCAUCUUACGUGCAAUCACUAGUAUAAUUAACAGAACACCUGCUCAUUUACUGAAAGAAAUCAUCCUGGUAGAUGAUUACAGUUCAAAUGAUGAUCUGAAAGGACCUUUGGAAACAGAAGUCAAAAAUUACAAUGCAAAGCAUUCGGAACUGCUGAAGAUCAUCAGACAUCAGAAAAGACAAGGCCUAACACAAGCCCGGAUUUCUGGCUGGGAGGCAUCAACUGCAGAUGUUGUUGCAAUUUUGGAUGCCCAUAUUGAGGUGAACAUGGCAUGGGCUGAACCUAUUCUGUCUCGACUAAAAGAAGAUCGCACUAUUAUAAUAUCACCAGUAUUUGACAAUAUUCGUUUUGAUGACUUUGAGCUUCUUCAGUAUUCAGUGGCUGCAGAUGGAUUUGACUGGGCACUCUGGUGCCUUUAUGAACCUUUACCAGCUGAAUGGUUUGCUCUGAAAGAUGAAACAGCUCCAGUCCAAAGUCCAUCUAUAAUGGGGAUUAUUGCUGCAGAUAGGAAAUUUUUGGGUGAGAUUGGUGUACUGGACAGUGGAAUGCACAUAUAUGGAGGAGAAAAUGUGGAACUUGGCCUAAGGGCCUGGCAGUGUGGAGGUAAAGUAGAAGUGCUGCCCUGUUCAAGAAUUGCUCAUUUGGAAAGAGCUCACAAGCCUUACUUGCCGGACUUGAGCAUUGCUGUAAAACGCAACGCCUUGCGGGUAGCGGAGGUGUGGAUGGAUGAUUACAAGUACAUGGUCUACUUUGCAUGGAAUCUUCCAAUUGAGAAUCCUGGAAUAGACUUUGGAGAUGUUUCUUCCAGAAAGGACCUAAGGAAAAAACUGAACUGUAAAGGCUUUGACUGGUACAUAAAGAACAUUUACCCUAAUUUAAUAUUUCUUCCCAACAUUGUUGGUUAUGGAACAAUGAAAAACACAUUGAAAGAAGACAUCUGUAUUGAUCAAGGCCCUGUCCCUGGAAACACACCAAUUAUGUAUCCGUGCCAUGCAUACUCACCACAGCACAUCUUUUAUCACAGCACUGGAGAAAUGUAUGUAGGAGGUUUACAAGCCCGACGGAAUACAGGUGAUAGAUGCCUAACAGACCCUGGGAAUGGGGACCAGCCUGUUUUAGAGAAAUGUGACAUAGCUGUGAAUAAAGGUCUGAACUUGCACUGGGAUUUUAGGCAGGGAUCGGCUGUAAUCAACAGGAGCACUAAAAGAUGCCUCGAAAUCGCAGCAGACAAUCCAUAUUCAUAUAGACUUGUAAUGCAGACCUGCACAGGACAAAGGUGGAAUAUCCAGCACACGGUUAAGGACUGGGGAAAGACAAAAGACCUGCAACGGAAGGCACAGCACUGACUGGAGGAUGUUCUUCCUUGAAAACUGCUAUGCUCAUAAUGCAGCACUGAAAGCAGUGCUGCUUUCAAGAGUUUAUUUACACAUGAUUUUCCAAGGUAGUAGUUACUGCAGGAACUACUUGCAGUCUUGGGGCAUCACCCCCCGAGUUUCCUCAGUUAGGAAGGGAACUGUCUUUGCUCUUUUAUUGUCACUGGAGAGCAGUAGUUACAUCUAAGGGUCUUUCAACCCACCUGAGUGCCUUAUGUUGUCCUUUGGAAGUGCCUGGGUACGCAUUAAUGAAAGACUGGUGUAAGAUCUCUAACUUUCUACCUUUGGCAUUUUGGUUAGAUAUGAAAAUUUAGAAGAAAUGAAAGUGGGUCUGACUUCUUCUUGCACAUGGUUUAUCUCAGGCUGAAUUAGACCAUUUUUGGGUCAUAUAGUUAAUGCAAAACUUCUUGUCAAGAUGUACUCGUGUGAAUGGCUGAAAUGAAAUACAUCCUUGUUCUCCUGUAAAUAUAAUUUUCCUGGACAUGAUUCAGUUUCUCAGUAAAGUUUAUUAGAUUCAGCAGUGUGACACACUAAGCCUGCAUUGUGUUUACCUAUGUGAAAUUAGUUUGCACCAACCAUGUGACGACAUGGAUAAAAUUCAGUCAAGUGCUUGGAAACAAGGAGAUUGACCUCAGUAGUUGCCACAAACCAGUACGAGUCCAAUACAGUAACACAUCUAUCAAAGAAACAGUAAAAUAACAGCAUGAGUUGCUAAUGGAAGGCAACUUCCAAGUAGACAGGAUAUGAGCUCUUGUAGAAAUAGGGUUAGGUGGAACUGGUUGUCUUAAUUCUUAGAGUAACCACUCCUAGGACUUACACUUGUUUGUUAAAGGGAGCUCCUGUAAAGUAAACUCAUUGAAGCUAUAUAGAGUUUCAGCCUGAAGUAAUUUUGUUAUCAAAAAGGUGCCAAACAUUUUAUCCAAGUAGAAAGUGUAUUCAGGGUUUGUUUGACUAUUUGUUUGAGUCUAACCCAAUAUUAUUUGGUUUUUAUCUUUCUAAUUUCUCUGUAAACUAAAUGUGAACAAUCUGGCCCUGAUAUUCAGGAUUGGAAAUGGACAAGCUCUGAAAGGAAGGUCCUUAGGAUCUGUAUUUUUCUGCUCCAGAAACUCAUUCUUAAAAAUGCCACAUUUUAACCAGAUUGAAUUUAAAUUUCUAAAAUCCACUUUUAUUCCCUGUCCUGAAUCAAAGCCAAAGACACUGAAGAAAGAGGAAUUUCUGGUUGUUUUCUGCAUCUUCAAUACUGUGUCUUACUGAAAUCACAGGACUACCAUUUUGACAAGCACAAUGAAGACAGUCAGAAUUUUGCCAGUACAACUGAAAUGAUAAUCUGGCCUAGUGGUGAUGAUUAAUAAAAAGUGUUUACAUAUGCUUUUUCCAUCUUAAUAUGCCACUUCAAUAGAAUGUAAUAGACAUAUGUUUUGGACAAUUUUGGUUUGAACUUAGAGUUUGAAAGAACAUCAAAAUGCUCCAGAAUGUCUAGGUUUCCUGGUUCUUAAUGUGUGGCCUCUAGUCAUACACAGGGUUCAACACUGAAACAAGAUGCUUCAAAUAUUUUGAUUUAUCUCAAGUAUAAGUCUUUUUAAUUUCCUGAACCCCCCUCACAAAUGUGACUUUUUUGGCCAGUUUUUGUAAUGAGAAGAGAGAGUAGCCAUAAGAGAUGGACUUCAAUUUUCUGGUGAUGCAUAAUGGGACAUAAAUAAUAACUCCAUGUUUUUGGUGCUACAGUAGUAAUAUAUUACUCUCACUAGUAACACUUUUGAACUCGAAAGUUCACUGUGUGAUGAAGCAAUUGAUGUGUGAUUCCUCAGCAAGGAAGCAAUGGAUGUAGGACUCUACUGCCAUGCUGUAAUACAAGAAGACAGCUAUGGCUGUGGCAUAGCAUGGAAUGGGAUCUACUCUUGCCCUGAAAACCAGUCAUUGGCUGAAUUUUCAGAACUGCAGAAAAUCACCUCAGCUCCUGCAAAAUGACAUGAGAGUGCUGAAGACAGGUAGUAAAAAUAACAUAAUAGGCAGGAGUUUUAAUGGAUGUGUGGCCACAAAGGAGUGGGACAGCUUAACUCAGAGCAAAUAUAAACAAAAGCACCGAGUUACCUACUACCAUGCAGGUAAGCCUUAGUGGAAUGGGUAGAACAGUAGUGCUUUUCUCCU